CUUCUUAUUCUCUGAAAAAACCCCCAAAAAAAAAAGUUUCGAUUGUUGAUAGAAACUGUACAACUUGAUAACAAUGUAUUUCACGGCGUGCCCUUUCUGCCAUCUUGAAGUUCCGUCCUCAGAACUCCAAUGGCACGCCAACAACCACUUUGAAGACGAGCAAGAGCAGCACCGACUCGCCGCUGACUCGGAACUCGCCCACCAACUCGCUUUCGCCCCUCCUUCACCUCCUCCAUAUUUUCGGGAAAGUUCUACCUCUAAUUCCGGCAAUAACAUCCACCAAAAGAUCUCUAAUUGCUCGAUUGAUUUGCAGAAAAGAGGUGUCUUUCGCAGGAUCGAAGGUGGUUUAAUGGCGUUGUUGAAGAACUGUUUGGAAUCGGAACCCGAGAACACGACCAGCAUUUUGUCCGGUUAUGUCGACCAUUUUCAGAGCACCGAAUCCGAAGAUGUUGGGUGGGGCUGUGGGUGGCGCAACAUCCAGAUGCUGAGCUCGCACUUGCUGGUCCGGAGGCCGGAGGCGAGGGAGGUUUUGUUUGGGGGGUUAGGGUUCGUACCUGAUAUCCCAUCGCUCCAGAGAUGGCUUGAG
Molecule: messenger RNA, 586 nt
Organism: Morus notabilis
Lineage: Eukaryota; Viridiplantae; Streptophyta; Magnoliopsida; Rosales; Moraceae
Product: zinc finger with UFM1-specific peptidase domain protein-like
Exons: 2
Source: RefSeq, a predicted model, not a curated record